Messenger RNA from Brettanomyces bruxellensis, 942 nucleotides. RefSeq names its product Mitochondrial DNA replication protein yhm2 (gene YHM2). The coding region runs from base 1 to 942 and encodes 313 amino acids. Gene Ontology annotation, molecular function: tricarboxylate secondary active transmembrane transporter activity. The transcript has a single exon. Gene Ontology annotation, cellular component: mitochondrion. Gene Ontology annotation, biological process: alpha-ketoglutarate transport; mitochondrial citrate transmembrane transport. The record is from RefSeq and is a predicted model, not a curated record. NCBI's taxonomy places the organism in Eukaryota, Fungi, Ascomycota, Pichiomycetes, Pichiales, Pichiaceae.
AUGACUGACACUAAAAAUGCAAAUCAAGAUGGAAGUCCUCAGAUCGAAAAGAAGCCUGUGAGCUGGUCCAACAUAGGGGUUGGCGCUGUUUUAAACCUGUCUGAAGUGACUACUUUGGGACAACCGUUCGAGGUUAUGAAGACCACCAUGGCUGCAAAUCGUGACUUAUCUCUUAUCGGCUCUAUCAAGCACAUAUUUUCUAGAGGAGGAUUUAAAGGCUUUUACCAGGGAUUGAUUCCAUGGGGCUGGAUAGAGGCUGCAACUAAGGGCUCAGUUCUUCUUCCAGUCUCUACAGAAGCUGAAUAUAGACUUAAACUUUUGGGUUGUGAUCCAUUUCUUGCUGGUAUAGGUGGAGGUAUGACAGGAGGUGUUGCACAGGCAUACCUUACUAUGGGUUUCUGCACGUGCAUGAAGACGGCAGAAAUUACAAGAAAGAAGGACGUUGGCCCAGAAGGAAAGGCGCCAAAGACUACUUGGGAGGUGUUCAAAGGUAUUUACAAGAAAGAUGGUAUUAGAGGUAUUAAUCGUGGUGUCAACGCAGUUGCAUUGAGACAAUGUACUAACUGGGGUACAAGAUUUGGUGUUUCUCGCUUGGCCGAAGAAGCAAUUAGGAAAUUCAGAAACAAGAGUGACGGUCAGAGACUAUCACCUUAUGAGAAAAUCUUGGCCUCAGUUAUCGGUGGCGCUAUAUCGGCCUGGAAUCAGCCAAUCGAGGUGGUUCGAGUCGAGAUGCAGUCACGUACUCCGGAUCCAAACAGACCAAAAAAUCUUUCUGUCUGGCAAACAAUGAAGUACGUUUACAAAACCAAUGGAAUUAGGGGUCUUUAUAGGGGUGCAACCCCUAGAAUCUGCUUGGGAAUCUGGCAGACCGUUUUCAUGGUCUGCUUCGGUGAUUACGCAAAAGAGUACCUUGCUGACAGAAACCAAAAGAAUGUGAUUUAA